AUGGCACCAUCAGCAGAUACCUCCUUUGCAGCUCAUGCUGCCAACCAGUUCACAUCAUUUGAGAAAGAUCGCCAGGCUUCAUCUGACGAGACACUCUAUGCAACCAGCAAUGGUGUGCCGAUCCCUCAUCCCUACGAGACUCAAAGGGUAGGAGAGAAUGGACCGCUACUCCUUCAGGAUUUCCACCUGAUCGACCUCCUGUCACAUUUCGACCGCGAGCGGAUUCCGGAGCGAGUUGUCCACGCCAAGGGUAGCGGCGCUCAUGGAUUCUUUGAAUGCACAGAUCCUAUUCCUGAGCUGACCGUGGCGGACAUCUUCUCUGCCAAGGGCAAGAAGUGUCCCAUGACGGUUCGCUUCUCAACAGUCGGAGGUGAAUCAGGCUCGCACGACUUGGCUCGGGAUCCUCGUGGUUUUGCUGUCAAGUUCAGAACUGAGGAGGGCAACUGGGAUCUAGUCGCAAACAACACACCUGUAUUCUUCCUGAGAGACCCAGCCAAGUUCCCUCACUUCAUCCAUACUCAGAAGCGAGAUCCAUCCACACAUUUGACUCACGCCGAUGAUUCAACAAUGUUCUGGGAUUAUCUGAGUCAAAACCCCGAGUCUAUCCAUCAAGUCAUGAUCUUGAUGGGUGACCGAGGCAUUCCUGAUGGUUAUCGACACAUGCACGGAUAUUCGGGCCACACGCUCAAGUUAAUCAACAAGGACGGGGAGUGGGUGUACUGCCAAAUCCAUAUGAAGACUAUGCAAGGAGUCAAGUUCAUCACGCAGGAGGACUCGGCCAACUACUCUCCUGACUACAGCCAGAAGGACCUGUAUGAGGCUAUCCAGCGGGGCGAAUACCCUAAGUGGUCGGUUGAGAUCCAGACCAUGACGCCGCAGAAAGCCGAAGAGGUGUGGGAGACACAAGGAAUCAACGUCUUCGAUCUGACACAUAUUUGGCCCCAAGGCCAGUUCCCGCUCCGCAAGGUUGGCGAGUUCACCCUGAACGAGAACGCGAUCAAUUACUUCGCCGAGAUCGAGCAGGUCGCUUUCAACCCGGCGCACAUGCCGCCAGGCAUUGAGCCUAGUGCGGACCCCGUUCUACAGUCUCGUCUGUUCUCGUACCCGGACACUCACCGACACCGAAUUGGCGUCAAUUACCAGCAGCUGCCAGUCAAUGCGCCACGCACUGGCUUCAAGUACGGCAACUUCCAGCGCGAUGGCCAGAUGGCCUUCUACAACCAGGGUGCGAGACCAGCCUAUCUCAGCAGCAUAGAGCCGAUCAAGUUCCGCAGCAGGACGGUCGAUCUGGACAAGACCCAUGGCCACUUCGUUGGUGACGCCGUGACCUUCUUGUCAGAGAUAAGACCUGAGGAUUUCAAUGCACCCCGUGCGCUGUGGCAGAAGGUCUGGGACGAGCCUGCUCGCGAGCGGUUCAUCAACAAUGUCUCCGGCAAGAUGGAGCUGUGCAAGGAAAAGGAAAUUUUGAAGCGACAGAUUGCCAUUUUCCGCGAGGUUGAUCCUGACAUUGCGACUCGCCUUGAGAAGGCUACUGGCGUCCAGGGGUAUGAUGGUAUUGCGAACUUGCGAUUCAAUGGCACGCACAACGGCAUGACCAAGGAUGCAAAGCUGAAAUAUGCAAACGGCAUCAGCGUUACGUCAGGCAGGAGUGUCACGAAGAACAAUGGCGCUCCGACGAGAGGUAGCCAUCGUGGUGUGGCGAAUGGAGGUUUGAAUGGAGCUGUUAAGGCACAAUGA
Molecule: messenger RNA, 1737 nt
Organism: Phaeoacremonium minimum UCRPA7
Lineage: Eukaryota; Fungi; Ascomycota; Sordariomycetes; Togniniales; Togniniaceae
Product: putative peroxisomal catalase protein
Exons: 1
Coding region: 1-1737 (578 amino acids)
Biological process (GO): response to hydrogen peroxide; hydrogen peroxide catabolic process
Cellular component (GO): peroxisome; cytoplasm; mitochondrion
Molecular function (GO): heme binding; catalase activity
Source: RefSeq, a predicted model, not a curated record